AUGUCCCAAACAUUACCAACAUGGUCCAUUGAUGAAGACAUCUACAAAGGAUUUUGGAUCAAUCAAUCACUUGGUAAAGUCCGCGGCGCGACCCUCACACUUGAUCUUCAAGCUGGCGGUCUGAUCAUAGCCUUUCUCGCUUUGUUCAUUGCUGCCACAGCGCGUAGCGUCUGGAAGGUUACGCGAUUUCUGGUCUAUGCCAAUGAGUCAACCCUCGGUAAGCAGGAUGGUGUCUAUCACCAGCGGCAAGCCAUCUUACGCAAUCAAUCGUUGGCACUCGAUGCCGUGCUAGACCUGUGUCGACUCAGUUAUGCCUGGCGAGGUCGCGCCAAAGGGAGCCAACAGCGUAUACUACCGGUCAUCCUGAUAGCUUCUGCUAUCUCUGUUGUUUCUAUUGCUGCUGGUAUUUUUUCCUCGAGAAUUUUGACAAACUCGAAUCAAGAAGUUUUGAUAGCUGGCCGACAUUGUGGGAUGUACAGUAAUCCGAUCGACCAAGGGUCUUCCUACGGACCCGCCAUGCUUUAUCUGAGUCAGAAAUCUGUCGACGCCUUUAGAUAUGCGAUGCAUUGCUACCAUGGGGGUAGCACUGUCCAGAAUAAACUCUGCGAAACGUUUAUAAGGCCAACAUUGCCUUUUACAUCAGACAGAAACGCCUCGUGUCCAUUUUCCGGGGGGAUCUGCAAGUCAGAUGUUGGUAACAUCCUCCUCGACUCAGGCGUACUACACUCUCAGAUACACCUAGGCUUUAACCAGAAUCCACAGUUCACUCUUCGCCAUCGAACACACUGUGCGCCUUUAAAAACAGAUGGCUUCACUGGCACUGUCGUGAACCCAAAUAACUCCCAGACUCGCCAGGUCUAUCGAUAUGGGAACAAACAUGGGUCUGGGGGCAACGCAGAUUAUAUCUUUGCAGUUGACGUUAGGCACGAAAAGCCGUCACUUGAACUUUCUGCUUACGGCAAUUAUAAAGUUACAGCCAUGGUAGCGUACGGUUUUAUUAGAAGUAUUGAGUUCAUACCAGAGCUACAGAAACCGGAUGGGGCGGUUUCCUUGGUAUUCCUGGAUGCCUCGGAAAUCUUAUAUGUGAACAAGACAGAGGAUCCUUGGUUCUCGGCUACGACCCCCUUCGAUAACUCUCUGGCUAUCAGUAUGGACGGUCCAGGUUUCUUUAUUGCUAACGAACCUGUUGGUGUAAUAGGCUGCGUAACUCAGAGGUUGUAUUGCAAUCCGACCCUUCCCGAAAAUGUCGGAUGCAUUGAUGGUUUCGCAAUAUCGAAUAGGCAGUCUUGGUGGGACUUGUUCAAAAGCGCCUGGCCAGACGCAAACGAUCGAUCUGCGAUGAACGCAUUUGUAUAUGCACUUGGCACUCAAGCCAUGCUAGAUGACUAUUAUUUCAUGCCAAGUCUACCAACCCUUCUAUCACGCAGUACCGUACAAGGUAAUCUACAGUUAGCAGUUAUACCGAAGGACCGAUGGCAAGACGAACGCGAAUACCUAUACAACGCCAGUCUUGCUGCUAUACAAUCUAUGAUGGUCGAGCAUGCUAGAGGACUUGAUUUUGGAAUGGGCACAUAUUGCGAGCGUGAAAGGGAGUGCCGUAGGAUAUGUCGUAGCCAGUUGCGGUUACAGAAAAUGCGCUCACCCAACCACUAUUCUUUCAGCGCCUGGACCUUAGGUGUGAUACUUAUCGUAGGAAGCACGCUGAUGCUCAUAUCGACAUUCAUGGAGGAACUUUUCGCUCUUCUAUUACGAUAUCCGCGCCUGCGCAGUGCAAAGCUAACAUACAGCUACUGCGAAUGGCAAGCCGGAUCCACCUUACAGCUGCAACGCCUAGCACAUGAGAAUCUCGGUCUUGGAACCUGGACGCGCACGGAUGAGGCAAUACCAGUUACUGAGCCGGGAGAUACUCUGGGCGUACUGGAAAUCACCGAUUCAAAGCACGUGCACAUGGUCAUACCGACGGAGGAACUCAGCAAAGUUGACUCCGCAGCAGACUCUGCAAGAAUUAAUUUGCUCGAUCAUAGAGUCGUCUAUUGA
This is a messenger RNA of Bipolaris maydis ATCC 48331, 2037 nucleotides long. The record is from RefSeq and is a predicted model, not a curated record. NCBI's taxonomy places the organism in Eukaryota, Fungi, Ascomycota, Dothideomycetes, Pleosporales, Pleosporaceae.